Molecule: messenger RNA, 2010 nt
Organism: Eremomyces bilateralis CBS 781.70
Lineage: Eukaryota; Fungi; Ascomycota; Dothideomycetes; Eremomycetales; Eremomycetaceae
Exons: 4
Coding region: 81-1721 (546 amino acids)
Source: RefSeq, a predicted model, not a curated record
CGAGCGGUGCGGCAUCCAAGACUCAGGAAGCACAAGGCUUGAAUCUACGCUAGAGCAGCCAAAAUAUAACCAUCGUGUCGAUGACGGAGGCGAUCACGGCCUUCUCUGAAUGCACAGGCACCCUGUACUAUGCGUUCACUCAGGAGCAGGUCGACGACCUCCUUCACUCCGCAUUUGGGCAGAUGACACAGCCCGAGACCGCGUUCCUCGACGUGUUCAAGGAGAACGCCGACCUGCAAGACCGGGCGCGCAUUGCCGAACUGUGUGGAAUGGCGGCCGUUGGGAUCUAUUACGAACGGCGGUCGGAUCAGGAUAGCGGACCGCCGGCAGCUCUCGCGGAGUACUUUUAUGUGAUCUCCAAGCUCAUGCUAGACAGCUCCAUCGCGGCGCAUCCGCUGCGGGCGAUGAAGGUCUGUUCUUUGUUGGCGAUGUACAACAUCGUCGUGAAGGCCUCCGUGGCCCUGGAAUAUGUCGAACUGGGACUCGCGCUGGGAAACCGCCACGGCAUGGAUAAGCCCGAGUGUCCGCCAACAUUGAGCGCGGAAGAGUUCCUAGACUACAAGCGCACCUGGAGGACCCUCGUGCUGUUUUCAGGCUGGCUUGGGGCGACCCUCGGGUACAUUUCGGCGCAUGCAAACGGUGCGUUGAAACUGUGGGAAGGGGAGAAGGACAUUGGCGAGGACGGGAUCGUCCAACUGGAGAUGGUCAAGAUCACCAUCAUCAAGGCGAAAAUCGUCCAAACGAUGCCCGACGAAAGCACCGCCAACAAUGCGAACGAUGCGACCAUCGAUUGGCUUCGCCAAGAGCUUCGAACCCUCUAUGACGGAUUGCCGGAACGGAUGGCCAUCCGUAACCUUCAGGAGCAACGGCAUGACCAACGGUUGCGACGGGCCAUCUUUUACGUCCAUCUCUUCUAUCUCUCGGCCAUGGAGCUCCUGCAUCGCCGUGCCAUGGCAAGCUCCUUGGCCUUUGAUCAGUCGGUCGACCUUUCGUUUAUAGCGCCGUCAUCCUACGUGAAUGCUGCUGUUCGCGAAGGACUGAUGGCGGCCAAAAUGGCAACGAGAAUCCUCGCGUUGAUGAAAGAGGAUGACGCCAUGGUGCAGAUUUGUUGGUUAUGCAUUUAUACCGCAUAUACGGCUGGGAUCAUCAUCUUAUACACCGCGGUCCGGAAAGUGCUGAAUGGGUUCCCAUCAGCCUCCUGGUCCGCCGACAUGACCCUUGCGACGACAUGUAUCAACACGCUCGAUUACUGCGGAGAGGUCGAUGACGUAGCCACGCGGUUUCGGGAGACGUUGCAGACCUAUCUCAGCACAUUGCAAAACGCGGUAGAUGGGGAAGUGAACGAGAACCUCGGCAGGGACAUCGAGGAAGAGUCGUCGGUUGAGUACCUUUUCGGCAUCAAACACGGCUCCUCCGACCUCCAGAAAGCAUCCCGGGACCUCCUCAGUUUGCUUCAACGGCCCUUCCGAAAGUCUCUCGAGCUGAUGCCGCAAGGUGUUGCCGGUCCCCAGCUGAACAGCACGCUUAUCAACUGGAUGGAGGCCGCGCUGGGCGCGUCUGGAGAAUGGGUCUGGGAGUUGCAGAAUUGCGGGAUCGAGGUCGGAUAUGGCAUGGGGAAUGACAACCAUCUAGAAGAAAUCAUUUCCGCACUAGAUUCGGGUUAUUUCGUUGGAACUGCUACCGAUGCAGGAUGGAAGAUGUGGACGCCCCAUAUGGCAUGAAGCAUUAUGAGCAACGCGAACCAUCAAGUCGCCAAUGAUAGACAAGUUGAUAGUACCUUAACCCCAGUAUAAUAACUUGCUGGCAUUUGCAGGUACUCUAUAGCGACAUGACGCGCUGUUGAUUCCACCAGAGGAGUCUUGUCCUGGAGCGACUUGUAAGGAGCAACUUGUAACUUGUACUUGUACGGGCCCAACGGGGUAAUACAAAAUCGGAAGUUUGUUUGCGGCGGGAUGAACCACUACCAACAGCAACGUAGAUUUCAUUUGACGCCUAAGGCCUUAAGGCACC